Messenger RNA from Bursaphelenchus xylophilus (pine wood nematode), 626 nucleotides. NCBI's taxonomy places the organism in Eukaryota, Metazoa, Nematoda, Chromadorea, Rhabditida, Aphelenchoididae. The record is from the annotation of a GenBank genome assembly.
AUGGGCGACAACUACGAACCUCUCGAUUCCCCACUUCUGAAUGGCGGUGCUCCCCCUCCCCCGCCCAACCCCGGAUUCGGAGGUCCACCCCCGCCCCCACCCCCACCUCCGCCUCCACCGCCGCCACCACCACCGCCAGGUGGAGUGGUCACCAACAGUCUUCAGCCAGACAAGUCCGGAGUGGAGAGCGAACCGAGAUCAAAAACCGAAACCUGCCAAUCGACCGGCGAGUAACUUAUGAUGAUUUAUAGACCGUUAAUGAUGUCAUUUUCCUAGAUUUUUACAACUUUUUCCAUGUAUAACGUGAUAGGAAACAAAGAGAAACUACUGAUCCCGCACAAACUAAACUUUAGGCCACUGACUGCCCUUUCUGGGACAUUGUCUUCUAUUUCAUUGAUGUUUUCCAUGAUAAUUUAAUUAUUUUAGCUGCCAAAACCGCUGCUACACCAGCAAAAUCCGGCAAGGCGGGUCAGAAGAAGAACAACAAGGAGUCCCAGGACACCGGUGUUGAGCCCAAUCCCAAGAGGAAGAAAUGCAUUAUCAUCUCUGCCGUCUUCAUGGUCAUCUUCUUGCUUGGACUUGGCGCCUCGACUUAUCUUCUGUUGGCUGGCAUGGCUAUGAUCUGA